Molecule: messenger RNA, 3811 nt
Organism: Rhinolophus ferrumequinum (greater horseshoe bat)
Lineage: Eukaryota; Metazoa; Chordata; Mammalia; Chiroptera; Rhinolophidae
Gene: RERG
Product: RAS like estrogen regulated growth inhibitor
Exons: 5
Coding region: 316-915 (199 amino acids)
Molecular function (GO): GTPase activity; GTP binding
Source: RefSeq, a predicted model, not a curated record
CCCUCCGCCACUAGUGGGAGCGAGCGCGAGGGAGGAGACCCCUGUCCGUCCGCCCAUACUUGCAGCUGCUGCCGCCGCUCCCACCCGCGAUCGCAGCAGGAAACGCAACCUGCACCCUGGGCUGCGCAGCGUGGGAGGGUUUCGCGGUCCCAGGGACCGAUUCUGAACUUGCAGGAGACCGCAGCUCUCCUGGGCCUGGAGAGUGUGAACAGGAUUGCAGAUUUACAAUGAUAUGGUGAACCCAAAGGCCGGAACCAAAACAAUUUUCUCAGCUCUUUAAUUUGAACAAUAGUGAAUUGUCUGCUAACAUCCAGCAUGGCUAAAAGUGCAGAGGUCAAACUGGCAAUAUUUGGAAGAGCAGGCGUGGGCAAGUCAGCUCUUGUAGUGAGAUUUCUGACGAAACGUUUCAUCUGGGAAUAUGAUCCCACGCUUGAAUCAACUUACCGACACCAAGCAUCUAUCGAUGAUGAAGUUGUCACCAUGGAGAUACUAGACACUGCUGGUCAGGAAGACACCAUUCAGAGGGAAGGACAUGUGCGGUGGGGGGAAGGCUUCGUGCUGGUCUAUGACAUUACUGACCGCGGAAGUUUUGAGGAAGUGCUGCCCCUGAAGACCAUCCUGGAUGAGAUCAAAAAGCCCAAGAAUGUGACUCUCAUCUUGGUGGGAAACAAAGCUGACUUGGACCACUCCAGACAGGUUAGUACCGAAGAAGGGGAGAAGUUGGCCACAGAGAUGGCAUGUGCUUUUUAUGAGUGUUCUGCCUGCACCGGAGAAGGGAACAUCACCGAAAUAUUCUACGAGCUGUGUAGAGAGGUUCGUCGCCGGAGGAUGGUCCAGGGCAAGACGAGGCGACGCAGCUCCACCACACACGUCAAGCAAGCCAUUAACAAGAUGCUCACCAAAAUCAGUAGUUAGGCAGCUCCAUUCUUGUGAAGGCCCUGCUGAGGUGGGUCGGGUAAUUAGAAACACUUUCUUGCCCUUUUUCCCUUUUUUUAUCCUCCAAAAUAAAAUACCCCAUUCUUUGUUCUGACUCUGGGAAAUGUCUGGGCUUCCUCUUGUUCCCAGCCUCCUGUAUGUUGACAAGUUGCAGAGUGUUUUAUGCAAUUUCAAUGCUGACAAUUACUCCUUUUCCUGCUUCAAUAAGAUACACUUUAUUGCAGUUUGAACAUGUAAUCACAAGAGAUUCCGAAAUGGCUGGGUUCAUAUUAAGCUAUUUUUAAGCAUCUUCACCUUGCUUCAGUAGGUUGACGCUUUUUUCAAAGGCAUUUUAAAAUUCUAUUUCUUGUGAAAGACUACAAAUGAUUGCCUUAGAAGUCUAAAAUAAUAGAAAACACAGUAAAAGCAUAGGAAAAGUAACUGAAAUAUUGGAGCCCUAGUUUCUAUUUGAAGCAAGGAUUAUUUCUGAGCUGUCUUAAAUUAUCUAGUUUUUCUUUAACCUUUAUUUAGUUCUUAAACUCAAACAUGUUUUCACAAGGUUUUCCAUUGUGUAAGAGAGUUCCAUUUCAGUUGGUUCUCUCAAUGAUCAAUUGAUCAUAGCACCCUAAUUCUUCUUUCAUAGCUCCAACAAGAUUUAAUUAUAGUAGGGGCAGCAGUGCCCCUCAAUUCAGUUCUUGCUAGCCUCUUUCUCACCAAGCCCAGAGUGAUGUAAAGACCUUAGGAAUCUUUUCACCAAACCCUGACUUUAUUGAAUGCUAACAGAGUAUAUCGUUAGAGAUGUCUGAUUCAUUUCUCUCUCUGCUUAUCACCUUAGCAGAAAGAUAACAGACCAAAAGAAAGGAAAAUUAGGAUGAAGCUUAACUAUCCUUCUGUUAGGGAGCCAAGGCUCUAUGCCAGACACAGUAAGAAAAAUUAACCUCUGAUUCAUUAAGUUGGUUACAUGACUUCUAAUAUUUUGGAAAUCACUUAGAAUUCAGAAAAGAAUAGGUGAUUAAAGUUCACUAUACCUGAAUAAAUGUGUAUAAAAUAGAUUCUUAUAUUGUGAAAAUAUAGUCUAUAACUAAUAAAACUUUAUGAUUCUUUUUUCCUUUUUUAUCCCCCAUAUAUCAAGACUUAGGCACUUUAUUUUAGAAGAAAAUAUAUAUCUUUUACAUAUGUGUGUAUUUAUAAAUACAUAAAUAUAUGUAUAAAAAUUUGUAAGAGUUGGAGGCUUUAAUUCACCAAUGCAUUUGGACAACUUGGUGUAACUAUUUUAUGUGAAUAUAAUAAAAAAGCAUAAUUUUCACAUUCUCUCACAUUAGGGUGGUCUUUCUUGUGAUAACAUGAAAUGUUUGUAAUUUUAGGAGAGACUUGAGGGGACAAUUGGAAUGCAGAGUUCAUGAAUCAGUGGACAUGAUAUAAAAAAUAAGCUCCCUUUUAUAAUAACAGCUACUAUUGUGGAGUGCUUACGUGCUAUUUUAGGCGCUUUAUGCAUUAUCUCAUCUAAUCCUCACAAUAACCUUAUGCAAGAAAUGGUAUUAUGAUUACAUUGUAGGGAUGAAGGUAUUGAGCCACAAGAAAAAACAAGUUUGCGCAGCCUUUUAAUGGGGAGAGCCAGGAUUUAACCCAGAAAGGCAAAGUCAGACCCUGGAGCCCAUGCUGAUAUCUGUAGAAUAUUAAUAGGCUGAGAUAUGGCUCUUGUUCUUGAGCUGUGGGGAUGAAGACACAGGAAGGAGAACAUUUAGGAAAGACUUGCUUCACUGAUGCUUUCAUUCAAAUAUUAACAAGUAUUUAUAUAAGUCACACAUGUACCUUGACGCAAGUUAGUCCAUUUCAUUGUGUCUGAGCUGAACCUUGAAAAAUAUAUACAAGUUAUUCAGGAGAAAAAGAUGGUAAAAAUAUUCUAAGCCAAAGGACUAGAAUGAAACCAAGAUAUGGAGACACAAAAGGUAUUGGUAAGUGUAACAAUUCAAAGUAGUUUAGAGAGCCACAUAUACCAUUCUUCAAGAAAAUGGGGAAGGGAUAACAAAGGGAAGGAAUUAAAAGAAAGAAAAAGAAUAAGGGGUUUGGAGGUAAGGAAAAAAAAGGCAAAAAUUCAUAAUGCUGCACUAAUGUAGGUAAUUACAUAUUAAAGGACCAAGUAGUAACUUAGCUGUGAUUGACUUUCAGUAAUGUCCAUUUAGAAAGGGUAGGGAAAAUGAAAGCAGAUUAAGAUUAUUUUUCAAAUGGUCCCAUCUUCUGGAAUCACAAUCUCAUUUAUUUUCUUACCUAUACUUGGGGAUGAAACUCAGCCAGUUCCUAUUAAGAGAAAGCUCCUAAAGAGACAUAAUGACUACCUGGGUGCCAACACUAAGGAAGUAAAAUUUAUAGUCACCAACACCAGCAACUUCCCCAGACAUAUGCAUACAAAUCCAGACCUGUUAAAACAUCAUAGAACCACUGGCUUAAGUCCCAACCGGUAAUUACAGAAGAACAGGAGAUUGUACAAAUACAAAUUAGCUAUUCCUUACACUCUCCCGGCUUCUCCACAUAGGAAGGUUAUAAACAGUUGUUUUUUAAACAGUAUUUUAAUGAUGGAAACCUGUGUGUUCUUGAAUAAUAAUGAUGGGUUAUCACCAUGCUACCACUACCAACGUUUGCUGUUUCUAGUUGCUUUCCUUUUCUUUUAAGAUUCAAAAAAUUUUAUUUCUAAGUAUUGUGUUUGUACUCAUAUGCCUCAGAGCACUGAGAGAAGGAGCCCAUAAUUCGGGACCUCCCUUUUAAAUAGUAUGUGUAAUGCUUACACGUACAUAAACAAACACAACAUCUUGGGUUCUAAGUAUGUAUAAUACCAACCAAGCUUUCUUAUUAAAACAGCCUAUGCCCACUUUGAGGAUAAUAAGAAAGUAGCCAGUUC